This is a messenger RNA of Saccharomyces kudriavzevii IFO 1802, 4722 nucleotides long. It is a transcript of the gene DNF1, whose product is annotated as aminophospholipid-translocating P4-type ATPase DNF1. The transcript has a single exon. Gene Ontology annotation, cellular component: plasma membrane. Lineage: Eukaryota; Fungi; Ascomycota; Saccharomycetes; Saccharomycetales; Saccharomycetaceae. Gene Ontology annotation, biological process: phospholipid translocation. The record is from RefSeq and is a predicted model, not a curated record. Gene Ontology annotation, molecular function: magnesium ion binding; ATPase-coupled intramembrane lipid carrier activity; ATP binding. The coding region runs from base 1 to 4722 and encodes 1573 amino acids.
AUGUCGAACACACUUCCUGGUAAAGGACAUGUUCCCAUGUCACCGUUUGGAGAUACUUUUCAAUUUGAAGAUAAUAGUAGCAAUGAAGAUACGCAUAUUGGACCAACCCACAUUGAUGAUGGUGCCCAAACUAAUAAAUAUAGCCGACCACAGGUCAGUUUCAAUGACGAACCGCCCAAGAGUAAGCGGGAAGAAGCAGAUGAAUUCACUUUUAAUGACGACACAGAAUACGACAACCAUUCAUUUGAGCCAACACCGAAACUAAAUAAUGGGUCCGGAACGUUUGAUGAUGUGGAACUGGACAACGAUAAUGAGGAACCACAGGCUAGUCACCAUGGUAUGAGGAGAUUCCGAAUGGGUACAAAAAGAAAUAAGAAAGGUAACCCAAUAAUGGGGAGAUCCAAGACCUUAAAAUGGGCCAGGAAGAACAUCCCUAACCCGUUCGAAGAUUCCACAAAAGAUGAUAUUGACCCUGGUGCCAUAAAUCGCGCACAAGAGCUAAGAACUGUGUAUUAUAAUAUGCUUUUACCAAAAGACAUGAUAGAUGAAGAAGGCAAUCCUAUUAUGCAGUAUCCUCGUAAUAAAAUCAGAACCACUAAAUAUACCCCGCUAACAUUCUUCCCCAAAAACAUUUUAUUCCAAUUCCAUAAUUUUGCUAAUGUUUAUUUCUUAGUUUUGAUUAUUCUAGGUGCAUUCCAGAUCUUUGGUGUUACAAAUCCUGGUUUAAGUGCUGUCCCAUUGGUUGUUAUUGUUAUUAUCACCGCUAUAAAGGAUGCUAUUGAAGAUUCAAGAAGAACUGUCCUGGACUUAGAAGUGAACAAUACUAAAACGCAUAUCUUGGAGGGUGUUGACAAUGAAAACGUCUCAGCAGAUAAUAUCUCAUUGUGGAGAAAGUUUAAAAAGGCAAAUUCAAAGCUUCUCUUUAGGUUUAUACAGUACUGUAAAGAACAUUUAACUGAAGAAGGUAAAAUGAAAAGAAUGCAAAGGAAACGUCAUGAACUAAGAGUGCAAAAGACUGCUGGAACGAGCGGACCAAGAUCUUCCCUAGACUCCAUCGACAGUUAUCGAGUAUCGGCAGAUUAUGGCCGUACUUCGCUAGAUUAUGAUAAUUUGGGACAGGAGGUUUCUGAGGUGAAUAUAGUUGACAGAUCCCUGCCAGCUAGAACAGAUUGUAAGUUUGCGAAGAGUUAUUGGAAAAGUGUCAAGGUUGGCGAUAUUGUUCGUAUCCAUAACAAUGAUGAGAUCCCUGCUGACAUCAUAUUACUUUCAACCUCAGACGCAGAUGGUGCCUGUUACUUGGAAACCAAGAAUUUGGAUGGUGAAACAAAUCUGAAGGUACGCCAAUCGUUGAAGUGUACCAAUACUAUAAGAACUUCAAGAGAUAUUGCUAGAACAAAGUUCUGGAUCGAAAGUGAAGGCCCUCACUCAAAUUUGUACACUUAUCAAGGUAAUGCGAAAUGGAAAAGUCUUGCAGAUGGUGAGACGCGAAAUGAGCCUAUUACUAUCAAUAAUGUUCUACUUCGUGGUUGCACUCUUAGGAAUACCAAGUGGGCAAUGGGUAUUGUCAUGUUUACAGGUGAUGAUACAAAAAUUAUGUUAAACUCCGGUAUAACUCCUACCAAGAAGUCAAGGAUUUCAAGAGAGUUGAACUUUUCUGUCGUGAUCAAUUUUGCGCUUCUUUUCAUCUUAUGCUUUGUUUCUGGUAUUGCCAAUGGUGCAUAUUACGAUAAAAGAGGGAGAUCUCGGUUUUCUUAUGAAUUUGGGACAAUUGCCGGCUCAGCAGCAACAAACGGUUUUGUCUCAUUUUGGGUUGCUGUUAUCCUUUAUCAAUCUCUAGUCCCCAUCUCAUUGUAUAUUUCAGUUGAAAUCAUCAAGACUGCGCAGGCGGCUUUUAUCUACGGGGAUGUUUUACUCUACAAUGCAAAGCUAGAUUAUCCUUGCACCCCAAAAUCUUGGAAUAUUUCUGACGAUUUAGGUCAAGUAGAAUAUAUUUUCUCGGAUAAGACAGGUACAUUAACACAAAAUGUAAUGGAAUUUAAAAAAUGCACCAUUAAUGGUGUCUCAUAUGGUAGGGCUUAUACAGAGGCGUUGGCAGGGUUGAGAAAAAGACAAGGUAUAGAUGUCGAAAGCGAAGGAAGACGAGAGAGAGCCGAAAUUGCCAAGGAUAGAGAUACAAUGAUUGAUGAAUUAAGAGCUUUAUCGGGAAAUUCGCAGUUUUAUCCUGAAGAGGUUACUUUCGUAUCGAAGGAGUUUGUUCGCGAUUUAAAAGGUGCCAGUGGCGAAAUGCAGCAAAGAUGCUGUGAGCACUUUAUGCUUGCGUUAGCGUUGUGUCACUCUGUUCUGGUAGAGGCAAAUCCGGAUGAUCCAAAAAAACUCGAUCUAAAGGCACAAUCUCCAGAUGAAGCUGCAUUGGUAGCAACUGCCAGAGAUGUAGGGUUCAGUUUUGUAGGGAAGACUAAAAAGGGUUUAAUAGUUGAAAUGCAGGGCAUUCAAAAAGAGUUCGAGAUUCUGAAUAUUCUGGAGUUUAAUUCAUCCAGAAAGAGAAUGUCUUGUAUUGUUAAAAUUCCAGGUCCAAAUCCAGAAGAUGAGCCUAAGGCGCUUUUAAUAUGCAAAGGUGCUGAUUCUAUUAUAUACUCAAGACUAAGUCGCCAAAGUGUUAGCAACGAUGAAACAGUUUUGGAAAAGACUGCUCUGCAUUUAGAACAGUAUGCUACUGAGGGUCUAAGAACCCUAUGUAUAGCUCAAAGAGAGUUGACUUGGUCUGAAUACGUAGAAUGGAAUGUGAAGUAUGAUAUUGCUGCCGCAUCACUAGCCAACAGAGAAGACGAAUUAGAAGUUGUUGCAGAUUCUAUCGAGCGUGAAUUGAUAUUGUUAGGUGGUACGGCUAUCGAAGAUCGUCUACAGGACGGUGUUCCGGAUUGCAUAGAAUUACUUGCAAAGGCAGGGAUCAAAUUGUGGGUUCUUACAGGUGAUAAAGUUGAAACAGCCAUAAAUAUUGGGUUCUCUUGCAAUCUUUUGAAUAACGAGAUGGAACUUCUGGUUAUCAAAGCAACUGGUGACGAUGUGAAAGAAUUUGGGUCAGAGCCAAGUGAAAUUGUGGAUGCCUUACUUUCUAAAUAUUUAAAACGGUGCUUUGGCUUAAAUGGUUCAGAAGAAGAAAUUUUUGAAGCAAAGAAGGAUCACGAGUUUCCAAGGGGUAACUAUGCUGUGGUUAUUGACGGUGAUGCGUUGAAAUUAGCAUUAUAUGGUGAAGAUAUAAGAAGAAAGUUUCUCUUACUUUGUAAGAACUGCAGAGCAGUUUUAUGCUGCAGAGUUUCUCCAUCUCAAAAAGCAGCUGUCGUUAGAUUGGUCAAGGACUCGCUAGAUGUUAUGACCUUGGCCAUUGGUGAUGGUUCCAACGAUGUUGCCAUGAUCCAAUCUGCAGAUGUCGGUAUUGGUAUUGCCGGUGAAGAAGGACGACAAGCCGUUAUGUGCUCGGAUUAUGCCAUUGGUCAGUUCAGAUAUUUGGCUAGAUUGAUACUUGUACAUGGCAGGUGGUCCUACAAAAGAUUGGCAGAAAUGAUUCCUGAGUUUUUUUACAAAAACAUGAUUUUUGCUCUGGCAUUGUUUUGGUAUGGUAUCUAUAAUGAUUUCGAUGGGUCAUACCUGUAUGAGUACACGUACAUGAUGUUCUAUAACUUGGCAUUCACGUCUUUGCCUGUUAUAUUCUUAGGUAUUUUGGAUCAGGACGUGAACGACACAAUAUCACUAGUGGUUCCUCAGUUAUACCGUGUUGGUAUUCUAAGGAAAGAGUGGAACCAAAGGAAAUUUUUAUGGUACAUGCUAGAUGGGUUGUAUCAGUCUGUUAUCUGCUUUUUUUUCCCCUAUUUGGUAUAUCAUAAGAAUAUGAUAGUUACAAGUAAUGGAUUAGGACUAGACCAUCGUUAUUUUGUUGGUGUUUAUGUGACCACCAUUGCCGUAAUAUCAUGCAACACUUAUGUUCUGUUGCAUCAGUAUAGGUGGGACUGGUUCAGCGGUCUAUUCAUUGCACUUUCGUGUCUCGUAGUUUUUGCAUGGACAGGGAUAUGGUCUUCCGCAAUAGGAAGUCGAGAAUUUUUCAAGGCUGCAGCACGUGUCUAUGGAGCACCAUCAUUCUGGGCUGUUUUAUUCGCUGCCUUGUUGUUCUGUUUAUUACCUCGUUUCACGUACGACAGUUUCCAAAAAUUUUUCUAUCCAACGGAUGUGGAAAUUGUAAGAGAAAUGUGGCAACACGGCCAUUUUGACCACUAUCCGGCUGGUUAUGAUCCAACAGAUCCCAACAGACCUAAAAUCACGAAAGCUGGUCAACACGGAGAAAAGGUUAUAGAAAGUAUAGCACUUUCCGACAACUUAGGCAUUUCCAACUAUUCGAGGGACAGUGUUGUUACAGAAGAGAUUCCAAUGACGUUUAUGCAUGGUGAAGAUGGAACUCCAAGCGGAUAUCAGAAACAAGAAGCCUGGAUGACUUCACCCAAGGAAACACAAGAUCUUCUUCAAUCACCUCAAUUCCAGCAGACCAAAGCGUUCAAAUCUGGUCCUGCUGCCAACUUAAGGUCGUCCUUGGAUCGCACAAGAGAGCAAAUGAUGGCAACGCAUCAGCUUGAUAACCGCUACUCUGUGGAAAGAGCGAGAACAUCUCUAGAUCUGCCGGGCGUAACUAACGCAGCUUCCCUGGUCGAAGCCCAGCGGGAAAACAUGUCAUGA